Molecule: messenger RNA, 3186 nt
Organism: Candoia aspera
Lineage: Eukaryota; Metazoa; Chordata; Lepidosauria; Squamata; Candoiidae
Gene: ANO9
Product: anoctamin 9
Exons: 24
Coding region: 308-2593 (761 amino acids)
Biological process (GO): chloride transmembrane transport
Cellular component (GO): plasma membrane
Molecular function (GO): chloride channel activity; protein dimerization activity
Source: RefSeq, a predicted model, not a curated record
GGCGGGAAGUUUAGGGAAGUUCUCUCUCUGCCUCCGGCAACAGCGGCAGGUGGUGGUUCUGUUGCCGGGAGGCGCAUCGCAGCUAACCUGCCGCACGCGGAAGUUCAGCCGCCUCGAGCACCCAGGCUGGAAUCAGAACUAGAGACCGCGGGGUCUGAAAGGGCGCCUCAGAACAGUAUUUGGCGGAGCGGCUCCCUCCGGCACAGACCCUGAAGUUUGGUUAGCCGGCGAGGGCGCCUCAGAUCCGAGCUAGGAGCGCUCGUCUCCUCAGCCUGUUGCACGAGAGGAGCGCCGACCUCUCUCCGCCAUGCCGGAUGAAAUUCCACUGAUACCUCUAUCCCCUUUGGAAGGUUAUGAAGGACUGAUACCAUUCCCUAGGAAAUGGGAUUUUGUCCUAGUCUGUGAUGAUCACAGCCCGUACAGUGAGAAAGAUUGCAAGAAAAAGAAGUUUCUGGAAGAACUGCACAAGAAAGGGUUCAUUAUCAAGAUGAUUAAGGACCAAAAGCUCUUUUAUGGAGUUCAUGCACCAAGUGGAAUCUUCCGAAAAUACCAGUGGCUUCUGAGUAAUCCUGAUAAUGAAUCGGGGCUUCUGCUUCCACAGCAACUAGAUUACCAAGAGACAGCACUCACUUCAGCAAGGAUACGUAUUGUGAGCUUUAUCCUGCAAAACACAGAACUUCAGGGUACCGAAGAGAAGCUUCAUGACCUGAUGAAGAAGAAAGUGUUCGAAACUGCAUUCCCUUUACAUGAGAGAGGAAAUCUGGGUAGUUUUCUGGAACUGAAUUGGGCUCGAUGGAGACAAAUCCUCUGUAGGCAACCAAUUGAAGAAAUCAGAAUAUAUUUUGGGGAGAAAAUUGCCCUUUAUUAUGCUUGGCUGGGCUGGUAUACACACAUCCUGUUAGCAGCUACUGUGGCAGGUAUUAUGCCGUUCAUCUAUGGCUUCAUCACUUUCAGUUCCAAUCAAGUCAGUAAAGAAAUCUGUGAGGCCAACACUACCAUCAUGUGUCCACUCUGUGACAAGAAGUGCCCAUUUUGGAUUUUAUCAGAUACUUGCACAUAUGCCAAGAUCACACAUUUGUUUGACAAUGAAGGGACAGUUCUGUUUGCAGUGUUCAUGGCUGUCUGGGCCACUGUAUUUUUGGAGCUGUGGAAGAGAAAGAGAGCUACAGUUGUCAGUGGUUGGAAUAUGUAUCAGUGGGAUGAAGAAGAGGAGGAAGUGGCUUUGGAGCUAAUCAAUAACCCUGAAAAUGCCUCCCAGGAGUAUCAACAUUCAUACAUCUGCAGUAGUAUUGUGCUUAUUUUAGUUCUCAUUAUGAUCUGCGUGCUGAUCGGCAUUGCCCAUGCUUUAGUCAUCUACCGGGUUGUGGUAACAGUAAUCUUUACUCAGUCCAACUCAGAAUUCCUUCAAGAGCAAGCCACUACUGUGGCAGUCCUGACAGGUGCAGUGUUGCACUACUUGAGCAUCGUAAUUAUGAGCAAGGUGAACAGGUAUAUUGCACGGUUUCUCUGUGACCUAGAGAAGCCAAGAUCAUUCAGCGAGCGAGAAAAAAACUAUACAAUUAAAGUCUUCAUCUUCCAGUUUGUCACCUACUUCUCUUCUCUGACCUACGUUGCUUUCUUCCUAGGGAGGAUUAAUGGCCGUCCAGGGUCUUAUGUACGUGUGUCUGGCAAAUGGAGACUGGAAGAAUGCCAUCCUAGUGGCUGCAUUACAGACCUUUUCAUUCAGAUGGCUGUAAUUAUGACAUUAAAGCAAACCCUCAGCAACCUUGUGGAGUACCUGCUUCCCUGGAUAACCUACAAGUACCGUCUGCUGUGCAGAAAGCCCCAAAGGAUUAAUAUGGAGCAGACGUCCCAGGACCUGUGCAAGGAGGAAUGGCUAUGGAACUAUCAGCUCAAUGAAGUCGAUGUCUUCACUUUGUGUGAUGAAUAUAUGGAUAUGAUGAUCCAGUACAGUUUCACCACUAUUUUUGUGGCCGCUUUCCCCCUUGCACCAUUUCUGGCCUUUGUCAAUAACCUGAUUGAAAUUCGGUUGGAUGCUAUCAAAAUGGUGAAACUGAAGAAGCGAAUGGUGCCCAAGAAAGCUAACAGCAUUGGUAUCUGGUACUAUAUCCUAGAAGCAAUUGGUAUACUGGCUGUCAUUGGCAAUGGCCUAGUUAUUGCCAUCACCUCAGAUUUCAUCCCCAUGCAGAUGUACAAAUAUACAUUCAGCCCAUGCAAGCAGAAGAACUAUACUGGCAUUGACUGUUUGACAGGUUAUAUCAACCACAGCCUUUCAGUGUUCAACGUCCAGCACUUUGAACAUACUGUGAAUCCGGCGGACCUUAAGGACCCAAUGGGGAAUAAGAUAACCCACUGCAGGUACCCAAACUACAGGAACAGUGAUGACUACAGUCAUUCUACUGAGUUUUGGUAUAUAUUUGCUGCACGUUUUGCCUUUCUAUUUGUAUUUGAGCAUGUGGUUCUUUGCAUUAAACUAAUUGCAGCAUGGCUUGUACCUGAUGACCCCAGAAAGGUUAAAAAUGGGAAUCUGAAAGAAAAACGUAGGAAGCUGUUGCUAAAGCUCAGAGCAAUGGACAAUUCCACAGAAGUAUAGUAAAAACGGUGGAUAUAUCACAGGAAUAGAAACUAGCAAAAUGGUGCUAUAUGCUUUGAAGACGCCAGCAGAAACCUGCAGCCCUGCUUGGUCUAUUACUUACACUGUUCUUGGACUUCAUACCUCUUCACCGAAAUAGCUUUGGGUGGUAUGGUUGCUUUGAAAUGUCAGUGUUUUUAGGUGAAAUUAGACCAGGUAAGGAAAACAAUGCCAGGUGACAAAGCAAACAGUACCACAUGACAUGGUCAAUGUAAUACUGCAUUGCAGAAGGGCUAGAAGCAUUUUCAAAUGUUCCAUAUUCUUCUGUAAGAAGCUGCAGUCAGUAAAUCAUUUGUGACUUCUGCUGUCAUGCUAACAUCUAAACAAACAUGCUGCAUACCUCAGUAACUCAGGCCAAUAAGCCAGUACUAUAGGUAAUACCUGAACAGUCUCUCAGUUCAUGUAGAAUAUCAGUAGCUUAUAUUCUUUAUUUGCUGAUGCUCCUUGGUUAGGGUAAAAAUAUACUGUUUGUGUAACAGAGUCCUUAGCCAAAGACACUAAUGUGUAGUACAGCCAGUCUUCCCUCCUUACAAAUAAUCCCAAACUGCUCUUUA